AUGGGCUACUGUACUAGUUCCCAGAAUCUGAUCACCGAGUUUAUAAGCAGAGAGAAAGUGAAUGGUGUGAUUUUUUUCUACUGUGAUCAAUCGGAUAUCAUUUCCAGUUUUUGGCCAUCGGCAAAAUCGUUGGCAUCGCUUCAAAGCAUCGAAAUACCGUCGAGGUUUUUCUACUCCGAUCAUCGCCGAAUCAUGUUUACGGCGCAUUACCACUUCGCCGUUAUUGCCGAUUUAAAGUGUCCUACAAUCGAUAGCCUUUUAGAUUUUUGUUCCUGCCAGUCGUAUUUUAAUUCGUCCUAUAGAUGGUUGUUAUUUGAUGAUGGCACUGAGAAAAAAAGAUCAACAAAUUUAGUGAGCACUUUAAAUCUGAACAUUGACUCCCACGUUACCAUGAUAUCCAAGAGGGAUAAUCAAACUGCCGAUAUUUGUGAUGUGUAUGGUACAGUUCGAAAUAGAGGAGGUGCCAUUCAUUUAAGCAUGGUAGGACUAGUGGAUAGUGGUCGAGUAACAUUUUGGAAUAGAACAAACAACGCAUACAACUAUCGCAAGGAUUUAGACGGCGUUGAACUGCAUGUUGCCAUCACUACUCAGCAAAUUGCAAAGAAAGUCCCGUACAUGGAACACUUUCAAAGUUUCAUUCCUCCAAGGAAGUAUUCCGUGGAUCGCCUCGGUUAUCGUUUGACUAUGCUUUUGAGCAAGCAUCUCAAUUUCAAAUGCAAGCUAAUCUUUGUCAAGUCUUGGUCAUACGACGUGUUGAAAACCAACAGCUCCAAAGGUAUCAUUGGUCAAUUGCAACAAAAACUGGUGGACUUUGCCGUAACUCCACUGGCCCUAACACCAGAACGCGUGGAUGCUUUCGACUUCACGAUUCCAAUAAGUGAUGGGAAAUUUGUGACAAUUUUCCGCCAUCCUAAGAAGAAUCAAGCACAGAACAUAUUUUUACUCCCAUUUGAGGACGUCGUAUGGAUUGCUGUCCUGCUCGUCCUAAUUAUUAGCGGUUUACUGUUGUUGGCAACGUAUUUUGCAGAACGCGGUAUCAAUUCCAUGGGAAACUUUCAAUUUCUGUUGACCGUGUUCGGGUACAUCUGUCAGCAAGGAUACUCUGGCGUGGCAAUUCAAAGCUCAACGCGAAUAACACUUUUGAUUGUCGUUAUUUUUUCCUUUCUAAUUUACCAAUUUUACGCAACAUUCAUUAUUGGUUAUCUCUUGGUUUUGCCUCCGAAAACCAUUCGUACAUUGGAACAAUUAUUGGCUAGCAAUCUGAAGUACUCGAUAGAAGACCUGGCCUACAAUCGCGACUAUUUCAAUAGAACGAACAUCACUAUUGCGUUGGAGCUGUACGAGCGUAAGGUUCUUCCGAACAAACAAGGAUUCGUUAAUGUGUCUACCGGAAUUGAAUUGGUGAAACAAGGAGGAUAUGCCUUUCAUUGUGAUUCCUCAUAUGGAUAUACGCUCAUUGCAGAUACCUUCGAUAUGCAGCAGAUUUGCGAACUGCAGGAAAUUAUUCUCUACCCUUUCCGUCCGCUUCACAUCCCUAUCAUUAAGGGAAGCCCACUGAAGGAGUUAUUCCGAGUCUCUCUACAAAGGUUCCGCGAGAUCGGAGUUUCUGAUUACUACAGUAGAAAGUUCCGUGCCGAAAAGCUACACUGUAUGAAGACCGAUUACGAAUACGAGCGAGUGUAUUUCUCGGACAUUGUGUGUCUGUUAUGGGUUUUGGCAGGUGGGAUGGUAAUUGCUUCGGGUGUGUUGCUGAUGGAAAAUGUGGUUUUCCACAUCAGGCGGUGCUUGGAAAUGCGAGAGUAUUACAAACAGCAUCGUUAUUGGUUAGAUUAA
Messenger RNA from Armigeres subalbatus, 1833 nucleotides. Its product is annotated as ionotropic receptor 75a-like. Bases 1 to 1833 code for a protein of 610 amino acids. NCBI's taxonomy places the organism in Eukaryota, Metazoa, Arthropoda, Insecta, Diptera, Culicidae. The transcript is spliced from 5 exons. Gene Ontology annotation, cellular component: membrane. Gene Ontology annotation, molecular function: ligand-gated monoatomic ion channel activity. The record is from RefSeq and is a predicted model, not a curated record.